Messenger RNA from Limanda limanda (common dab), 2466 nucleotides. RefSeq names its product minichromosome maintenance complex component 5 (gene mcm5). Bases 1 to 2214 code for a protein of 737 amino acids. Gene Ontology annotation, biological process: DNA replication initiation; double-strand break repair via break-induced replication; DNA replication. Gene Ontology annotation, cellular component: MCM complex; nucleus. Gene Ontology annotation, molecular function: single-stranded DNA binding; single-stranded DNA helicase activity; DNA replication origin binding. The record is from RefSeq and is a predicted model, not a curated record. The transcript has 16 exons. NCBI's taxonomy places the organism in Eukaryota, Metazoa, Chordata, Actinopteri, Pleuronectiformes, Pleuronectidae.
AUGUCUGGCUUCGACGAUCCGGGAGUUUACUACAGCGACAGCUUCGGAGGCGGAGAGGGAACCGGUCCCGAUGAGGGGGGGCUGAAGCGGACCCAGAUCAAGAAGCGGUUCCGUGAGUUCCUCCGGCAGUUCCGAGUGGGAACGGACCGAACCGGGUUCACGUACAAAUACAGAGAUGAGCUGAAGCGACACUACACCCUGGGGGAGUACUGGGUGGAGGUGGAGAUGGAGGACCUCGCCAGCUUUGAGGAGGAUCUGGCCGACUGUCUCUACAAGCUGCCCACGGAGAACCUUCCACUGCUGGAGGAAGCUGCAAAGGAAGUGGCUGAUGAGGUGACCCGCCCCCGGCCUGUGGGGGAGGAGACGGUGGAGGACAUCCAGGUCAUGGUGAAAAGCGACGCUCAUCACGCGUCUAUCCGCUGCCUCAAGUCGGAGCAGGUGUCUCGCCUGGUGAAGGUGCACGGCAUCAUCAUAUCGGCCACACCCGUGAGGGCCAAGGCCACCAAGGUGUGUCUGCAGUGCCGCGGCUGCCGCAACCUCAUCAGCAACAUCCCUCUGCCCCCCGGCCUGCAGGGCUACGCUCUGCCGCGCAAGUGCAACAGUGAGGGCGCCGGCAGCGUGAAGUGUCCCAUCGACCCGUACUUCAUCCUCCCUGACCGCUGCGUGUGCGUGGACUUCCAGACGCUGCGGCUGCAGGAGUCUCCGGACGCCGUGCCUCACGGAGAGAUGCCGCGGCACAUGCAGCUCUACGCCGACAGGUAUCUGUGUGACCGUGUGGUCCCGGGCAACAGGGUGACCAUCAUGGGAAUCUUCUCCAUCAAAAAAAUGGCUGCUGCCAAGACCUACGGCAGAGAGAAGAGCUCCGGUGUGGGCAUCCGUGCGUCCUACCUGCGAGUGAUCGGCAUCCAGGUGGACACGGAAGGAACAGGACGUGGUGCCACUGGGUCAGUUACACCGCAGGAAGAGGAGGAGCUUAGAGGACUGGCGGCGUCUCCUAACAUCUACGAAUCUCUGGCGCGUUCCAUCGCUCCCUCCAUCUACGGCAGCGACGAUCUGAAAAGGGCCAUCACCUGCCUGUUGUUUGGAGGUUCGAGGAAAAGGCUGCCUGAUGGUCUCAACCGCAGGGGCGACAUCAACCUGCUGAUGCUGGGAGAUCCGGGUACGGCCAAGUCACAGCUGCUCAAGUUUGUGGAGAGAUGUUCACCUAUCGGGGUGUACACCUCAGGUAAAGGCAGCAGUGCUGCUGGUCUGACUGCCUCCGUGCUCAGAGACCCCAACACCCGAGGGUUCAUCAUGGAGGGCGGAGCCAUGGUGCUGGCUGAUGGCGGAGUCGUGUGCAUCGAUGAGUUUGACAAGAUGAGAGAAGACGACAGAGUGGCCAUCCAUGAAGCCAUGGAGCAGCAGACCAUCUCCAUCGCUAAGGCUGGCAUCACCACCACCCUGAACUCCCGCUGCUCUGUCCUGGCUGCGGCCAACUCGGUGUUCGGCCGCUGGGACGACUCAAAGGGCGAAGACAACAUCGACUUCAUGCCCACCAUCUUGUCCCGUUUCGACAUGAUAUUCAUCAUCAAGGACCACCACGAUACGGAGAGAGACAUGACUCUGGCUCGUCACGUGAUGAACGUUCACCUCAGUGCUCACACGCAGACAGAGGGUGUUGAGGGAGAGAUCCCACUGGCCACCUAUAAGAAAUACAUCGCCUAUGCCAGAGUUAAAUGUGGCCCCCGACUGUCUGCUGCCGCUGCUGAGAAGCUGAAGAACAGAUACGUGGUGAUGAGGAGCGGAGCGAGGGAGCACGAGAGAGAGAGUGACAAAAGACCCUCCAUCCCCAUCACUGUCAGGCAGCUGGAGGCGGUCGUGCGAAUCGCAGAGUCUCUGGCGAAGAUGAAGCUGCAGGCGGUGGCUGGAGAGGCGGAGGUGGACGAGGCGCUCCGACUCUUCCAGGUCUCCACACUGGACGCUGCAAUGUCCGGCAGCCUGUCAGGUGCGGAGGGCUUCACGUCUCAGGAGGACCAGGAAAUGAUCUCGCGCAUCGAGAAGCAGAUGAAGAGACGCUUCGCCAUCGGCUCCCAGGUGUCGGAGCACAGCAUCGUCCAGGACUUCACCAAACAGAAAUAUCCGGAGCACGCCGUCUACAAGGUCCUGCACCUGAUGCUGAGGAGGGGAGAGAUGCAGCACCGCAUGCAGAGGAAGGUUCUCUACAGAGUCAAGUAGAGCGACCUGCGUCUCCAGUGUCUCCACUAUACUGAUGCUGAUGUAAAUAGUUCUUAUCUCCAUGUUUGUGCUUCUCUGUAUUUACCAGUAAUCUCUCGUCUCAGUCACGGUGAAUGCUCUUCCUGUGUUUGUUUCCUGACUGACUCAGUAAAAUCUUAAAUCCUGGCAACAACAGUCUCAUCAGAUGUUAUAAAGAAAGUUGUUGGAUAAAACUGUUCAGCUGUAGAUGCUGUUUUUUUUGUCAAUAUAAAG